Molecule: messenger RNA, 1729 nt
Organism: Odontomachus brunneus
Lineage: Eukaryota; Metazoa; Arthropoda; Insecta; Hymenoptera; Formicidae
Exons: 5
Coding region: 440-676 (78 amino acids)
Source: RefSeq, a predicted model, not a curated record
AGAGCUCAACGUGCCAGUGUGAUUCGAGACUUUCGUGUUUUCCGCGGUUUAAGCUCGUCAAAAGUAAGCCUCGCGCUCGGAUUUUCAUCCCCGAGAGUGUCGAAAGUGAGUCUCGUGCGUUUGUAGUCGUUGAGUAGUCGCAGGAAACGAAGGUUUCGUGAUAUGAACGGUCGGGAGUGUCGAGUCAACCCAAGUAGAACAGAUUUUUCAUUUCCCUGGCGUUUUCGAUCUGUUGAAGGAAAAAAUCGGCCCGUGUGAAUGGCGUUUUGCGUGCCCGACGCGCGUGCAAGCCCGCAGCGUGCUCGUCCUCGACCCUGCUGCUGCGGGUCUAGGCACGAUCUCUAGAGUCCCGCAUGCCACUCGCUAAUCCUGUCCUACGUGGUCUACGCGAACAACGCUGAGGGGACCAGAAGGCGGAUGAUGUGUGGAGUGUGCGUGCAUGUCACGUGCGUGUGCUGACGGACGAGACCCGGCGAUGGAGCGUGCAAUCAACGAUGCGUCAACAUUCGCAAGCGUUAUGGUGCCAGUUUCGUCCACGGUGAUUCCGCUACCCGUUUACAAAGUGGGCUACGGCUUGGGCUUCAUAUCGAAAGACAAAAAGGCGCAGUCGUCGUUCAAGCCGGAAGGAGGCAUCAAACUGAUAACCAUCAAGAAAACCCAGGAGAAGAAAACGUGAACAGAGGCGCCUAACUACACCCGACGUCAAAUGCUAAUUCGCCGGAUGCGCGCAUCACGUUUCACAAAGUAAACAUUUCGCUCGCGUUAAAACGCGAUUUCAAUGGGUUUUCUUACGGGCGUCAGCUCGCGCGCCAGUUUCGCAACUUCAUGACUUGCAGAUUCAUCUCGGACGAGGGAAAAUUUCCAUGGAAUUCAUCCGACUCCAUCCGACAGAUUGGUACGCAAAACAACGACAGCGAAACGCGAGCACGCCAUGCGCGAGAGAGCAGCUCGUCACGUUAAGUCUAAUGUAGUUCUCUAAGGAGCUUCACACCAAAAAAGUAAUAUACCUCUCCGUAACUGUUAAUCAAUUAAUUUUAUCAAUGAGAGCACGUUAUCACGUCUGAGACGCUGAAUCAAAAUAUAUACGUUAAUUAGCGGUCGCUCGCGCAUAACGUCCGCGUCGACCAAGAUUUCUCAAAUGUUUAUAUUUUUUUACGAACUAGUAAAUAACAAAGUAUAUUUAUUCUUGACCCAAUGUUGUUAAUAUACAAUUAACGUAAAUAAUACUGAUUGUAAUGACAAGUAAAUUUGUUAAUUUGUAUAAAUAGCGUAGGGAUUUUUCUUUUUUUGAUUAUCUUCAUGAUUAGUGGAAAAAUUAAUUAUUGUAACUGGACUCGUGUCAUUCGAUCCGAGAUAAUUGUACAUUAAUAAACAUGGGAGUCACGAGGAUGUCAACGCCUGGAUGUGAUCUUCAUAUAUUCCCGCAACAUAUUAUUGCGAAGUAUCCAUAGACUCUUCAUCUGAAACAGAUCAAACGCGUAAAAUAUAGUCAAAUAUUAGGCGCGCGCUGCAUUACAAGAAAUUAUAAUUGCGAUAGAUCGUUAACUCACAGAACUCAUUAAACAUAAAAUCGUCCUGAUAUUCCUUGAGAAAUUGCGUGGACCUGUUUUCAUCGAUGAACAAAGAGUAGACACGUUUCACGUCAUCGAUGCUGACCUGAGAACGAUCAAGAGAUCAUUGUAACAUUGUGAUUGUUUUUCCGUCAAUAAAUUGUACCACCUUAAACUCA